Molecule: messenger RNA, 1169 nt
Organism: Phytophthora infestans T30-4
Lineage: Eukaryota; Oomycota; Peronosporomycetes; Peronosporales; Peronosporaceae
Exons: 2
Coding region: 36-1169 (377 amino acids)
Biological process (GO): protein transport
Cellular component (GO): cytoplasm
Source: RefSeq, a predicted model, not a curated record
UUGCUCGACAAACUCUUAACUGAAUUCUUUACAACAUGGGCAAAAUGGCAAAGGCUCUUGGCCUCGGCGUGAAAGGCAACCUCACGGUAGCCCUAGAUCGCUCACAUUACCUCGCAGGCGACCUCUUGCGCGGAAGCGUAGUGCUCAGCGUUACGGAGCCGCUCGACUUCACGUCACUUCUGGUGCGCAUCCACGGCAAGGAGCUUCUCACGUGGACCGAAGGCGGCGGCCAGGCUGCGGCUGUGUAUCUCCGAGAGUAUCUACAUUUAGACGAAGAGAUCGUCUUGAGUGCCGAACAACAGUCGUGUCAACCGGGAGAGUACGUGUACCCCAUUUGCUUCCAGCUAGCCGAGACGCUCCCCAACUCGUUCCAUAUUUCGGGCCGUGAUGCCGGUGUCAUGUGCCGCAUCGACGCGUCGCUAAGCUACUCGGCCACAGCCGUCAUGACAGUCAAGGGCAAGUUAUCAGCUGACAUGGAUGCGAAGAAGACUUUCGUAGUGCAGCAACCGCCGAUUGGCCAACCCGUACGCUCGCUUGAAAAUUCGGCGUCGGGUGAGAUCCACAUGCUGCGCCUUAUGAAGAAAGGAACCUGCUCUAUUUCGGCGCAGCUACCAAGCAACGUUCACGUCACGGGAGACGUAUUGCUGGCCCAGACCAGAGUCCAAAACGAUACCUCGAAGGACAUGAACAAGCUGUCCAUGAUGCUCUAUGAAGACGUCAUAGUGGACUUGGGCACUUCACACCAAAAAUCUGAAGGAUCCACUUGUGUCAGUCGCAGAGACUUUCCGGGCGUACAGGCAGGAAAGACGCUCGAACAGGUGCUGGAUCUGCCGCUAGUCACCAAAGCGUCGACAUCUCGGCCAGUUUCUGCCGCCAUUGAGUCGCAUUUCCUGACAACCAGGUAUCGCCUCGUCAUCAAGUGCCAGUUCCGCCUUUGUCGCAGCGUUUCAGUGGAUUUCCCCGUGGCAAUUCUUCGGAAGCUGGUAGUGGAAGCCGCGUACGCCCCGACCGCCGCUGUUCUACCGACAGUAGCUGCUACGGCUGCGUCGCCGUCGGUAGAAGUGAUGCAAGCGGUGGCUGUUGCUCCAAGGAGGAAAUCUGCUAAUGACGGUCGGAGUUCGAGGAGUUCCGAGAACUCGAUCCGGUCGCCGACAGCCACGCUGGACUAG